Messenger RNA from Pelodiscus sinensis (Chinese soft-shelled turtle), 7725 nucleotides. RefSeq names its product GA binding protein transcription factor subunit beta 2 (gene GABPB2). The record is from RefSeq and is a predicted model, not a curated record. Gene Ontology annotation, cellular component: nucleus. Gene Ontology annotation, biological process: positive regulation of transcription by RNA polymerase II. Lineage: Eukaryota; Metazoa; Chordata; Testudines; Trionychidae. Gene Ontology annotation, molecular function: protein binding; transcription cis-regulatory region binding.
GCUUUCUGAAAAUAUUUGUUCCCAUGUAUAAAGAUGUCGUUAGUGGACCUUGGGAAGAGGUUGCUAGAAGCAGCUCGCAAAGGGGAAGAUGAUGAAGUUAGAACAUUAAUGGCAAAUGGUGCUCCUUUCACCACUGACUGGGGUCAAUUGCUGGUUGGCUUGAUCCCUUGUGGCAGAGCAUACCACAGCCAUCUCUCUGGAUUGGGUGACUCCUGCCAGGAGCUGCUCUCCAGGUCCCAUGCUUGGGACAUCACCUCUUCACCUCGCGGCCCAGUAUGGCCAUUAUUCAACAGCAGAAGUGCUGCUUCGAGCAGGUGUUAGCAGAGAUGCUCGAACCAAAGUGGACAGGACCCCUUUGCAUAUGGCUGCAGCCGAUGGACAUACACAUAUUGUAGAACUGCUAAUUAGGAAUGGUGCUGAUGUAAAUGCCAAGGAUAUGUUGAAGAUGACUGCCUUACACUGGGCAACAGAACACAACCAUCGAGACGUUGUAGAAUUGCUUAUAAAGUAUGGAGCUGAUGUUCAUGCUUUCAGCAAGUUUGAUAAAUCAGCCUUUGAUAUAGCCUUGGACAAGAACAAUGCAGAGACUCUGGUAAUGCUGCAGGAGGCAAUGCAGAAUCAGGUAAACACGAAUCCAGAGAGAUCAAAUCCUGUCACAAAUACAGUGACUGUUGCCUCACCAUUUAUCCUUGCAUCAGGGGAAGUUCUCAAUCUUGCUAGUUUUGUUUCUUCAGCAAACACCAAACCAACCUCAGGUGAUUCCCAUGUAUCUACAGUGCAGUUUUCAAACUCAACAACCUCUGUGCUUGCCACACUUGCAGCCCUCGCUGAAGCAUCUGCUCCCCUUUCCAAUUCAAAUAGAACUACAGCUAACACAGAAGAAAUAGUGGAAGCAAAUUGUGUAGAUUCUGCCAUACAACAGGUGGUUGGCAGUGGAGGUCAACGAGUCAUUACGAUAGUAACAGAUGGCGUUCCACUGGGCAGUCUCCAGACAACCAUUCCUACUAGUGGUAUCAGUCAGCCGUUUAUAGUGACCAUGCAAGAUGGACAGCAAGUUCUAACUGUACCUGCUGGUCAGGUUGCAGAAGAGACAGUUAUUGAAGAAGAAGAUGGUGAUAUAGAAGAGGAAGAACCUCCACCAGCGAAGAAGCAAAAAGUUGACCAAAAUUUAAAUGAUUUGGAGGAAAACAAGGACGAUAAUGAAAGGGAAAUGUUACAGCAGCAGUUGCAUGAAGCGAACCGAAAGGCGCAAGAAUAUCGCAGCCAGCUAAUGCAGAAAGAACAAGAAGCAGAGCAAUACCGGCUAAAGCUUGAAGCCAUGGCAAGACAGCAGCCCAAUGGUGCUGAGCUUACAGUGGUCGAAGAGGUUGCUGAGGUGGAUGCAGUUGUGAUAUCGUCAGAGGAAACGGAAAGGUCUGCAGCCUCAGUAGUGGAAACAGCGCAGCCUACUGACAUUGUUGUGGAAACUGUGACAUUGUAACAUGGGGAUUAUCAACUACGUUUUUAAAAGAAAAAAAAACCCUUAUUUUAAAGGAGGUGCUGUUGACAAGCAACAUUGUGAGCUAAGGGGUUUAUUGAAGAACCUCCAUGCAACUGGAAUAUUGAAGAACUGAACUGCUUGUGUGGUCCCAUUCAGAGAGAUGAAAUCUCUUCUGCAACUCAUAACAUUAAUUUUCUUUGAACACAAACCCAAAGGUGCUUUUAUAGUUUGGUGUUGAGAGAGAGAGAGAGAGAGAGGUAUAUUUUUUAAAGAAUCUUAAUACAUUUAGCCAGCAAGUGGCCUACAAACCUAUUUUAUGACAUAGGCCUAUGAUGUGGGAAGAAAAAGGGUGGGUGGGGAAAGAAGUACCUCAUUGCCAAAGUAGCUGGUAGUAGCACUCAGCUGCCCUGAAUUUACUGCACUGAAAACACAUUUUAUGCAAUGACAUAUUUGCACCCUGUUUGUAGUCAUCAGAUUGGAAACCACAAUUUGGAAUCUCAAACAAAUAAUUUGUUUGGGGAUACAAACUUUUCAUUAAAGCUGGCUUUUAUUGGAAAGCGAACGUUGCUGAGAUGAAAACACUAUUGACGGCAUCUUCCAAAACCCUUUGAGAGAAGGCAGAAGAAAAUGGCUUGGUCUUUGCAGAUGAGACAUUUCUUUCAAAAUGAAUCCAAAAUACAAUACUCCUUCAAGAACAAACCACAGACUAAGAUUGCAUAAGCUUUAAGAUUCAAGCAAUUUGAAGUAUCAGGGAAUAUUAAAACUGCCUUUUAGGUCUCUCUUUUUCCAAAAGGAAGAAAAGAGCUAUCUACAUUUUGAACCCUUUAGUACCUAACAUGAUACCAGGUAAAAAUUAGACCCUUCAGGUUUUUGAAACUUGGUCAGGUUUUUUAGCAUUUUUGUGCUAAUACAGUAGCAUCAACUCUGCUUACAUAUGCAAAAUGAAAUAUAAAGUUGUUUUAUAGACAGUCGGGGAGGUUAAUAUGUUUGUCUCUGUUUGGGAAGUGGGUAGGCAUCUCACAUCAUUACUAAUCAAAAUUGUCUAUUUAAAAUAUGCUAAAAUGGUUUGGUUUUUUUAAACAAGUGACUGAACUUACUAUUAAACGUUUAUGGGUAUCUUUCUUUACUAUUGCUUGCAGACCCAUAGAGUAAAGAAGUUAUAUGUGUUGCCUGUUGCAGGCUGGGGGAUUGUAUUUUAAAAUGAGUGAAAUGUAUCACAUGCAGAACUGUCUUUUCAGUUACAGGACAGAUGCAAAAUUAUUGGAAGUGCUGUGAGUAGCUGUGGGAAGUAUUAUUUGUCUUAAUUAAUGAUGAUGAGUAAAACAAAUUUAAAUUGAAAAACUUAAUAGAAUGUAGCCUGACCAGUUUCCUGUAGAGUUUUAAAAAGUUUAAAUCACUUCUAGCUUAAACUGACAUGCUGCAGAAACUCUUACUGCUUUCUUGACAAGUUUGAAAAAUCUGCCUUCCUUUUCUAAGGCAAGUAUCAUUAAAUUCAUGGUUUCAGUUUGCAUAAUGUAGUGUCUCCUACAUACUUCCAUGCUUAUGUUAUGCUAUUGUGAGGACUGGCAGUAUUCAUGGUAGUUAUUUAAUUUCAUGGUUGCAAAGGUCUGCCUUAUGGUGUUUCUCUUAUUUCCUAUGGUGUGUCCCGAUAAUAUGGUUUUGUGUAGAUACAGGUACCUCUUUCAUGACAUUUCUUUUAAAACAGACAUACCCAUGUUAGAACAUCUGAGAUGAGUGACAUAGAGAGAUGCUUUGAUCCGCAAAGUUACUAACUUCUGGAGUCCUGAACUGUAAUCCUGGGCAUGGUCACAGAUAAAGAUGUGUAGGCUUCUGUGUAGAGAAGACUGAUUCACAUCAGGAAAACAUGGCCUAUGUUAGACUGCUCAAGAAUUAUUUCAAAUUGGUAGCAGUGAUGUUGCAGGUCAUAUCCUGGGAGGAGCCAUGUUAAGCCUAUUUGAAUCAGGUUUUGCUUUGUGCAGUGCUGCUGUUCUUUCAUACUCAUGAGCAUGAGAUAAGUGUACGUUUCUUUAAAAUGUAACUUCAGCCUAUCUUAACAGCUCGAAUUCUUAAGUCUAAAGUAUUUACGUCCAUGUGCACCCAAACAUUUGAUCUGUUUUUCUGCUAAAAAUGAAUUGCCUCUGCUCGUUCAACAAAUGUGAGAUGCUUCAGUCUCAAACAUGAAUUAUGUUUGACUAUGCAUUAUGGCCUAAAAGCUCUAUCUGUACAUAUAGUGCUAGAGUCUUCCAUUACACCCUCAUUGGAUUGAAUGUUUGAAAUAGAGCAGAAUUUGGUAAACAUCCACACUGCAGAAUACAUUAGCUGUUGUGAUCCCUCCUUCUGGGGCAUCUGGUAUUGGCCACUGUCAGCAGACAGGACACUGGGCUAGAUGGACCUUUGGUCUGACCCAGUAUGGCCGUUCUUACAUGUGUAAGUUGUAUUUAUUCUGUACAUAUGCUUACAGUGCAAAGCUUCUAGGUAGUGCAGAUAGUAUAUUGUGCCUUUAGAAAUGAAGGAAGAAAAAAUAUCCAUUAUAAUGCUGGAUUAAUAUAAAACUCAAAUAGCCUAAUUUGGUAGUUUUGAUAGAAAAAGAAUUAUGACUUCUGAACAGAGAUGUUGCCUGCAUUAGUAGAAAAAGCAUUGUUUAGUUUUCAUUUGAAAGAAAGAAUUGUAGAAAUUAGAUCUUUUCAGCUCUGUUUGGUUGAGUCCAUAUCCCUCUCAAUAUAAGACUACUAUGUUUUCUGAGGUUUUGCUCAGUCUAAUGCUAAAUGGCACAAAAUGGGGGUAUCUACCAGUUGUGGAAUAAUUUCCUUGUUAAUUUUCCAUUGUCAGGGAGUUUUUCUUACUGUCUGGGCUUUUAGUUUAUUUUGUGGAGUUCCCCAUCCUCCCCCAAAGUGAUUAUUGGUUGCUGGAUCAUCUCUCUCUGAUCAAAUCUUGGCAUCUGAUUAUGCACAGUUUCCAUAGAAGCCAACGAGAGAGACUUUGGCUUUUUGUUUUGUAGAUGAUACGUGUCAUGUAAAUUUUCCUCUCUUUAGGACUUGUGGAUAAAAUGUGAAGGGACCCAGACAUUUAGAAUCAAGCGAACCGCUUUGGACAGCAACUUCAGAAAGCCAAAGAAGGGUAAAAAUCUCUUUGAUGAAGCCAAUCACUGCUAAAAUAUCAUUGUGACACUUGGCAAUGCUCAGAUUCCUUCAUUGGGCACUGUACAAACACACAGAAUGUAAUCCCUACCCUAACUAGGGAUCUAAGAAAGGACAAACCAAGUAAAGGUUGGUCAGCGAUAUUAAAUCCAGUUAAAAUAUUUGUUAAAAUUAAUGUAAAUGAAAUUAGAUCCUUUUUGGAAUGUUGCAUUUCAUCAUACUUCAAAGCUUCUCCCUGGGACGUGUGAUAAAUGCAACAAAUAAGAAUCAAAAAGCAAGACUGAGCAAAAGAGGUGAACCCUCUCAUAGCUGGAUUGGGGAUAGGAAAUAAACUAGUUUGUAAAAUGGAGGGAGGGAAAUUGGAGGAUGUGAGCCAAAGUCAGGGUUUGUUGAAGGGUUACACGUGUAAUCUGAUGGACACUUGCUGUUUGCAGAACAUACAAGUCAGUGUAUUCUGCCACAGUACAGAAAGAUAUGACAGCAUCAAUGUCCAUGUUAGAACACAGCACACAGUGAAUUCAGUGCCAUUUUGACUUGUAAUUUAUAUCCAUUUUUAGGCCAUAACCCUUAUAAGGAGGCUGGUUGUACCAUUAGUGCAGCUACACCAAAAGUAGGAAGUGUCCCAUAGUCAUUUAAUUUAAUAUAGUGGGCCAGAGUCGCCCAUGCUAUAACCCCUGUAAAUGAGUGGAGUUACCUAGAUGAAGUUGGCUGUAUUUUCAUCACUUACUUUAGUGCAAUUAAAACUUAACAGUCCAUAAAUUUCAGAAACAUUUCCUGUUUUUUUUCUUUGAAAUAUUGUGCAAUGUAAAGAUAUGCCCUAGCAAUCCAGUCCAAGCUGAAAUUGUGUAUGUGGUGUGGAUUAUUUUCUUAUUUUAAAACAGCUGGCUACAUUUUAACAGUAUUUUAUUGGUUGUUUUCACCAACAGCUUUAGGAAAGACUUAUGAAACUACUUUUUGUAUUGUAAAAACUGCCAUGGGACUUACUGGUUUUAUGUAUCAAAAUGCAUUUAUUUAUAAGCAGUGUAAACUAUUUAUAAAAGACUUUAUAUCUUUUCAAAAAAUGUUUUGAGGAAGGCUUUAAUAAUGAAAAUAUGGAGAAACAGGACUCUUAAUUAUUUUACACUUUCACUAUAUGUCAAUAAGAGAACUAGUGUUUUCUCUGAAUUGGAAAAUACAUUCUUUCCUUUGCUUUGUUUUCUGUACAUAUUACAAUAGUCUGUUCUGAGUUGAAAUUCUUUUAUACACUGUGAAAUUGCAUCAGAAGGGGUAAUACAGAGAUAAAUUGAUUUAGUAAAAUGCUUAUAGGUUUAAGGGGCACUACCAAGUUGAAAAUUACAUUUGCCUCAAAAUUGUGCCUACUAUUGUUUCUUGUAAGAUCCAAGAUUACAAUCACUGAAAAGCUAGCAAAAAAGAUCUGCAUUUGACAGCACUUUGUGUAUAGUAAUUUUCAGUGUUUCUCAUGUGUCUUACUUUUGCUUAAAAGACCCAUCUGUUGGGAAAUGGAAUGCCUGCUCCCCAACAUGCAUGUGUACACACGUGCUUGCAUGCUCUUGCUCUCAAAAAGGUUCCUAAUGUACUGUUUAAAAGUUCUGGAAUUUUAAGUGUCUUUUUUUUUUUUUUUUUAAAGCACACAGUAUUCUGUUCAUGUUUUGUGGUGUGAAAAAUUCACCAUCACUAUGUGUUACAAGUUUUCACACCCCAUGCUUGAACUAAGACUACAGCACAUUAUAGAAGCGCAGCAUUCAAAAAGACAAUUUCAAACUUGUGCAUGCCUUUAUCCAUGGCAUUUAUAUGAUGAUCACUGGCCUUUGAACAAAGAGGCACUGAUAUAUUCUGGUUAGCACAAGGUGGGGUCAAGCUACAUAGAUUUUUUUUUUUUUUGUAUGGGCUAUUCCUAAAUAAGUGGAAAAAAUGUACAGAUUUGUCUUGGGCCCAGAUCCUGCCAACAUGUAUGCAUAUAAGUAACGUUAUGCAUCUGAAUAGUCCCUUUGUAAUUAUGCCUGGGUGUUCACAGGAUCAGGGCCUGUAUUAGCUCAUCUCCUCCAAAUCCUACGGAUUUUUAAUUGAGCAAUAAAGGAUUACACAAAGUUUAAAAAGCUAAAAUAAGACUUUCAUCUUAGCUUGUGUGGGCAGAAAGGGAGCUGUCUGUAUAAAGCACUUUAAAAAAACCCCAUAAUCCUCCUACACAUCCUGCCUGAAUUUCCAGUUUACAAGUUUGGUCUUAUUUUUUAUUUUUAAUUUUUGAGUGGGAGAGGCAGGAGAAAUUUGGGUUCAAAAGAACAUUAUUCAAAAGUGUAAUUUUAACUUACUUGGCUUCUCCCCUUACGUAUUAAGACAUUUUUAGGUGACUAAACAGCACCCUAAUAGAGAAGUAGUCCAGAAUGGAAACAAAACAUUGAGCAAUUUAAUGGAGCUAUACCCACAGUACUUACUCAGAUAAAACUCAUUGUAAUCCAUGAGAUUUGCCCGAGUUCUGACUGAAGUGAUCAGGUUUCCACCUGCAAUUGAUUCUAAUUCAUAUCUAUUUAACAUGUUUCUCAUAUGAGAUUAACAUAAUCUGGUUGUAAGCGGGAUAGAAAAUUGUAUUGUGGCUUUGUGUCUAUUUCUAUACUUUUGUAAUAUCAAAUAAUGAUCAGUUGUUCCAUUAUUAAACAGUGAAUUAAACAUUGCAAAACUUCACCAAAGCAGAGAAGAAUGUUGUGCACCCAAAAAUCUCUUAAGUACUCCAGCUACAGGUUUAGAGGAGUAAUACAUGCCGUUCUGGUUCUGUGUGUGAACACAUUUUUUAUCGUAGACCAGUGUUCUUGCAGAGAGUUCUACCAGAAUAGUUAUUCCCCUGUAGUUAUGCUGGGAAACGUCUCCAUCUAGACAAAAGCCUCUACAUUACAUUAACAUUUCAGUAAAAGACCUGCAGUGUGACCAUGGCUAGUCCCUUAUCAGCUGACUUAGGCUCAAACUGUAGAGCUAAAAAUCACUGAGCAUGUGGUCUGGCUUCCGCCUGACCCCCAAAAUUGAAUUUUUUUGGCUUGCAGCAGGUGCUACGAGCUCUUCAGUUGACUCAGGCUCUGAAACUUGGUGCUGUGGGAUUUUUAUUGCAGUAUAGAUGCA